AUGCUUGAAAACAACGCCGAAACGCCGUCCCCGUUCAUCACGGCUAAGCAGCUAAAUUCGUUCCUUCACAAGCCCGUGAUCGUUGCGGGCAAGGUGUCUGCCGUUAGCGAGUCCACCAUGACCCUCGAUGGAGGCGACGCUGGGAAAGUCAACGUCGUUCGCUCCAGGCCGUCCAAGAUCAUGAUUGAGUCCGGCAUGAACGUCAUGGUCCGCGGGUUUGUCAACCAGGACUUGACCGUCGCGGAGAGCAAGACGUUUCCCGCCACUGACUUGGGUGAGGGCUUCGGUGAGUUGCAAACCCGUCUGCUUUGCUCCAGAAUUACCGUGCCACCAUCUGAUGUUGCCAGUCGUCUGACUUCUGUCCAUUUGAAAUUGCUCAUCCUCUGCGCCUUGUUUCAUCUACAAACAGACAUGAAACUCUACAAUGACGCUGCUGCAAUCACGUCUCACCUGAACUACGUGCACAUGUUCUCUACUUGA
Molecule: messenger RNA, 480 nt
Organism: Chondrus crispus (carragheen)
Lineage: Eukaryota; Rhodophyta; Florideophyceae; Gigartinales; Gigartinaceae
Exons: 1
Coding region: 1-480 (159 amino acids)
Biological process (GO): DNA replication; DNA recombination; DNA repair
Cellular component (GO): nucleus
Molecular function (GO): DNA binding
Source: RefSeq, a predicted model, not a curated record